AUGUUUGGUGGCCGCUACGAUCCGCUGGCGCUGACUCCAGCUGCCAAGACCAAUAUCCUAGAUCGGUUCCGCAAACGACAACGAGAACCCGAAAGCGAUUCCGAAAGCGAAGACAAUAACGACAAUAACGAGGAGAAUAACGACGAUAAGGAAGACUCUAGCAGCAGUGACGAUGACGCCAUGGAUGUCGAUGAAGACGAAGUUGAAGUGAAAGCUAAGGAUCCAAUUGAAGAGACAAAGGAUGCCUCGUCAUCUGAGGCUACUUCCAGUUCCAGCUCGGAAAGCUCGGAAUCUGAAAGCUCGGAAUCUGAAUCCGACCUGGACUCAGAAGCCACUACCCAUACCGACUCCAUUGACAUACCGUUGAAACAUCAACAUAUCCUCAACAAGUUCCACCAAGCAGCUGCGCAGUCCACUCAAGAAGCUGAUGAAAUCGAAGAAGACGAACCUGAGCCUGAGGUGGAAUUGGCCCCGCUUGAGCCGAUGCCUCAACCAGCACUCCCACGAGAUAAAAAGCUCCACACGGUGAAACUUCAAGCCAAUUUAGAUUGGCUUACACAAGCCCAUUACGUUGAUCCUAGCCGCACCGUCGCUUUUGAAGAUUUGGGAGUAAGUGAAAACACCACCAAGAACUUGGCCAAGAUGGGAUUCACCGAAGCAUUUAGUGUCCAGGUCGCUGUACUUGAACAUUUCGCUUCAUUGAAACUGGUGGUGCCGCGGCCUGACGUUAAGGGAGACCUCUUAGUAAAUGCUGCUACUGGUAGUGGGAAGACAUUGGCGUAUACUGUACCUAUUGUCGAGCUGCUACAGUCACGAGUGGUACCGAGGGUGAGAGCAGUGGUGAUUGUGCCUACUAAACCGUUGAUCAACCAGGUGGUGCUGACGUUUACCGCAGUGGCUAAAGGUACCUCAUUAUCAGUGUUGGCCCUUAAGACUGAGAGAUCUCUCAAAGAGGAAGCGACUAAGAUCACGACCAACUGUCCCGAUAUCAUCGUGCUGACUCCCGGUCGGUUGGUGGAACACCUCCAGCUGAAAGUGCUUGAUCUUCUGACGGUACAAUAUCUUGUCAUUGACGAAGCCGAUCGUUUACUUAACCAAUCGUUCCAGAACUGGGCCCACGUCGUCACCGAGUCCGUUACCACCACUUCUAACGUCGCUCGUUCAUUUACUCAUAUCCCCGUGGUGAAAAUGGUGUUCUCGGCCACGUUGACUUCCGACGCCGGGAAACUCGCGGUGCUCAACUUCCAGAAACCCCACUUACUCGUGGUCAACGACGCCCAGGAGCUUGUCAACGAGAUGUUCAGCGUCCCCGCCACCUUGACCGAGCAGUGGCUCCACCUCGGGCUGGCGAAACUGGCGUUCAAGCCGUGGGUGCUUGCGAAAUACCUUAUCGCCACAAACGCCACCCAAAACACCUUGGUGUUCUGCAAGAGCAACGACGCCUCGUUGCGGCUUGCCAAGCUUUUGGCGAUGGUGCUUGCCACGAUGGGAUCGACCACUGCCGUCGGCUACAUCAACCUGACGAAUAAUAAGGCCCAGCAACGUAAGCAGGUGUUGGAUGGGUUCUCUGCAGGCACCACCGGCAUCCUUGUGACCACAGACUUGUUUGCUCGAGGGAUCGACAUCUUGAGCAUCAGAACCGUCGUCAACUACGACCUCCCUAACAGUUCUCGCGAGUACGUCCACCGCGUGGGGAGAACGGCGAGAGCUGGCCAAGCGGGUACUGCUCUCCUGAUGACGUUUGGCAAGGGGGAGCAGAAGUGGUUCAAGAGUUUAAUGAGCGACAUUUCUCGUAAGCAGCCUGUGGCCGACGAUGUUGAGGUGCCCCUGAUGACGUCUGAAGACACCAACGUUUACGAAGCGACGGUGGAGCAGUUCAAGCGCCUCGUUCGCGGCCAGGAAAAGGACUAG
This is a messenger RNA of Diutina rugosa, 1911 nucleotides long. Its product is annotated as putative ATP-dependent RNA helicase. NCBI's taxonomy places the organism in Eukaryota, Fungi, Ascomycota, Pichiomycetes, Serinales, Debaryomycetaceae. The coding region runs from base 1 to 1911 and encodes 636 amino acids. The record is from RefSeq and is a predicted model, not a curated record. Gene Ontology annotation, molecular function: nucleic acid binding; RNA helicase activity; ATP binding. The transcript has a single exon. Gene Ontology annotation, cellular component: nucleus.